GUAACACUAAAAAUAAAGGCCCUUUUUUUAAUAUAUUAUUAUUAUUAUUUUUUUUUAAAAAAAAAAACCAACUUUACUCUUUUCUUCUUCUUCUUCCGUAGUUUGGGAAUUGGGAGCUCCCACUUUACCAAUUUCAGUUUCCAAAAAUUACACUCCCAGAACAAAGCUCUACUUCCUGAAAAUCUCAGCUCCGAAUUCCCAUCUGAGCUGAGCCCCCUCCAUUCUUCUUGUCCAUGGCUAGCUGCAUUUCAGUUUCCUUCAUCUUCAUUUUUACUGUCUCCGUUCUACUCAUAAGCUCAGCCCUAAUCAGACCCACUUCUUGCAUCCCACUCCCAAGAACCCCCCAAUUCGAUCUCGACCUUUUGCUCAUUGGUGAUGCGCAAUCCGUCGACUCAGCCUCAUCCGUUCAGUUCACGGACCCAGGAGCUUCUUCUUCGAGCUCCGGACUGCUCCUUCGAACCAAACCCUUCAGGUUUCCAAUCUCAUUUUCAACUGAUUUCGUUUUCUCAAUCUCGUCCCACAAUGGUGAUGGCCUGGCCCUUGUAAUUGUUCCAGCCGAUUUUCUGCCCAGAUUCUCUCGAGACAGUUUUGGGCUAUCUCGGGAGAAGAAGUUCUUUGGGGUAGAGUAUGAUACAUUUAUGAAUGUCAAUGUUGGUGACGAGAACGCCAAUCACGUUGGGGUCGAUGUGGAUAGUCUCAAUUCAGUGGCUGUUUGCAAUGUUUCUUCCAUUAAUUUGGUUUUGAGCAGUGGGAUGAAAGUGCAUUCUUGGGUUGAUUACGAUUCGAGUUCUAAGAGAUUAGAGAUUAGACUGUCUGAAUUUGGUAGUCCUAGGCCUUAUAAUCCAUUGCUAGCCUAUCAAAUUGAUUUAGGGCAACUGUGGAAAGGAAAGGAGGUGUUGGUGGGAUUGAGUUCUUCCUCUUCUUCCCCGGGGAAUUCAAUGCAGAAUACCAUUGUUUAUUCCUGGAAGUUCAGCUUAAGAAGCAUCCCAAAAUGGCUACAUUCUGAGCCAUUAGAUCCCUUGAGAAGCUCCCCAAAAUGGCUACAUUCUCAGCCGGCGGAUCCUCAGGAGUUCUCCGGUGAGAAAGGCAAGGAUAUAAAGAUAUUGGACAACAUCGUAUGGGGUUUGAUGAGGUUUGUUUUUGUGCUCAUUUUUGCAGCAUUUGUUGUGGUCCUUUUAAGGUUGGUGCUUGCUAAUGGUGGUAACCAAGUGAACGUAGUCCCAGCAAAGGGCUCAACCAAUCCAGGAGAUUUUGGGUACCAAAAGGUCAAUAUGGUUGUGGAUGGUGGAUUAGAUGAUAUUAAGCAUUAGUAUUAACUAUUCCACUUUGUAAUUGUAUCUUUUAGUCUGUUUUCUACUCUUUUUUUUUUUUUCUUUUUAUGUGGGAAUGCAUAUGAAUUGUAGUUUGCGUGUUUGAUGCUCAGGAACGUAUUAUAUGUAGCUGAUCCUACAUAAACCUGCUUAGUAGUUGUAACUUCACAUUACUAUCUCUUCACAAAUUUCUCGGUUCUUUUUGUGUAUAACUUGAAAGUUUUUGAUUGGAU
Messenger RNA from Oldenlandia corymbosa var. corymbosa, 1543 nucleotides. Lineage: Eukaryota; Viridiplantae; Streptophyta; Magnoliopsida; Gentianales; Rubiaceae. The record is from the annotation of a GenBank genome assembly.